CAGUUUUCAAGCUACAGCAGCCCCAUGGCACCCUCCAAUCACAGUGCCUGCUAUUGUACGUGACUCAAAUAUUACUCUCCUCUCAUUGCCACCCGUCUCCCCUUCCCCACCAGCAGUUUCCAAGCUACAGCAGCCCCAUGACACCCCCCAAUCCCAAUGCUUCGGCGGGAGCAGGAGCGGCAGCAGGAGGCGGGAUGGGAAUGCCUGGGGCAAUCGGCGGUGGGAUGGGCGGCGGAAUGGGCGGAGGCCUGGGCGGCGGCAUGACCACUCCGUACGGAAUUCGCCCACCGGUGCCGCCCGCCCCGUACGGCUCGUCGUCCCCAAUGUCCCCUGGUUCGGGGAAGGGAGGGUCUGGACAAAUGCGAAACCAGCCGCGCUCGGGGUAUUGA
Messenger RNA from Closterium sp. Naga37s-1, 389 nucleotides. The record is from the annotation of a GenBank genome assembly. NCBI's taxonomy places the organism in Eukaryota, Viridiplantae, Streptophyta, Zygnematophyceae, Desmidiales, Closteriaceae.